GUCUGACGAACCCAUUCAGUGCUUCUCACGGCACGGGGGCACAUGGUGCGGUCGCGGGCCGCAAACGGUCUCUCCGCGAAUGGUGCAUGCACGCGAGCCGCGCGACCAAGGAGUGCAACGAGUUCCGAAAGAUAAGCCCCAUCGAGGAGGUCGAAGGAUAAAGUGGACGGACGAGAGUUGAGCGGUUCAGUGAGAAGAGUAACAUUAAAUUGUAAAAAAAUAGGAGACGAAAAGACAUUGAAAGCGUGUUAUUUAAUUUUUUGAAAGGAUUAAGCUUGUCAACGAGAUCAAAGAGAUAUGCCGAAGUACACGUUGUAAAGUGCAAUAAUAUAUAAAAAAUUACAACAAAAUUUAUAGAAAACCGGAAAAUUAAAAAAAAAGUGAGAUUAUACUGUAGUAAAAUAGAAAUAGUAACAAAAUGAGACAAAGAGACUAAACGAGCAGGUGUCGCGCAAGAUAAGUGUGCGUCAUUCUUUUUAAUAAAAUUCUGAUCUGAAGAUAGCAAAGGCGGAAAAAAGCAGCGCAUAUUCGGGAGAGAAGACGCGGGAGGAGAAACUGCGCCGCGGCGAUCCUCGUGCGAGCGCAGUCCGCGCGCACUUUCGGAGAGAGAGAGAUUCGGCGCGUGUCCGGCGCGAUGUGAAAAGCCAGCCGGUUCCGUGCUAAUUAUGACAGCGCGCGAUGCGCGUGAAACGUUCUUGUCGAUAAAGUUCUGCAAGGCCCCCGUGCCCGAGAGUCCCGUCGAUUCCGUGCUCUCUUCUUCCGGCCGCGCGUGCUGAAAGUCCUUAAAUAGUGCUAUCGCGUAUCCAAACGUCCGAGCCCAGGGAGAUAAGAGAAGAGGAAGAGAACUGCAGUCGCGCGCGGCGAAGCGCGAUCCGCGUUCCCGGAGGCCGAGCCAGCGAAAAUUGGCGACUCACGAUCUUAGGAUCGCUCGGCUGUCGUGAAGAUCUAACGAGAGAGAGAGACCGGCGGCCGCGACCGCGAGUUACAGCUAGCAGGAUUUUCCCGUUAUCGAAGAAUCAACGCGGAAAACGAAGAGAAAAAGGGGCGAUUCGUCCGACGAGAUUUUGUGAAUCUCACGGUUUCCUGGAGCUAAUCUCACGAGCCGAAUCGCACGCAUAAAUAAAAUAGAUAAACAACAAUCUUUUUGGAUAAUCUUCACUCUUACCGGUGACGAAAAGAAACGAUUAAAAUAGACGAGGAAAAGAUGGUGUAUCGAGGCAGUUUGCAGACGGACGAUCCCAGGGAUGCACCGAGAUUGGUUCGGGUGUCUCCUCUACGCAGCAGCAGAUCCGCCAAUCCCAGCCCGAAUUCGCGGGUUGUCACGUCCGUCAAGGGCCCGAAUUACAACAACUCGUUCGUGACGCCGAUUGACGCCAGUCGGGCGCGUAUAAUCGAGGAGAGGCGAUUAGGACGGGAGCGGGAUAUCGAGUCGGUCGAGAAGGUAAUCAUGAGGACUACCGGCAUGAAGAUCGGCGCACCCAAGCUGCGCAACAUCAGUCAGAUCCGCGAGACUGUCUUCUUGGAUCAAUCGCUCACGCCGAUCGACAAGAUCGGCAAAUCAGACUCGAAGAAUCGACCGCGUAGCGUUGCUACGGGUCUCGAGGAUGGCAGCGUCAGGAUAUCGAGGACUCAUAACUCUCUGCUGGCGGACCUGAAGGAUUUGGAGAGGCUGAGGAACACUCCACCAACGCAACGGAAUCAUAGAGGUCCUUCACAGAGACCGGAAUUACUGCUGUCAAUCUCGAACAAGAGGAAUGACGCGCCGACCUCGGCCAAAAUCCGAUCAGAUAUCUUUAAGAUCCAGCAGAUGUUCCACCAGCAGAUGUUCCACUCAACGGAUUCUUCGUCCAGGACAACAAGCAAGAACAGCAAUGACAGAAAGCUCAAGAGCGAUUCGGAGAGAGAGCCAAAGAAACCAGGCACAGAGAUCAAUAGAACCCGGUUGCUGGCGCAGAAACUUUUAGAGGCGUCCAGAAGUAAUCGGGAGUCGUUGAAGGAUCGAUACAACAAUCCGAAGAACGUGUCUAACAAGAUGUCGAGUAAGAACGGAAAAGCGUCGAAUAAAAUUCUCCAAGAGAUUCCGGAGAAAACUCUAAGAGGCAAGCAAAAGCAGAAGGAAGAAGCGAAUUCGGAGGAUCAUCCGCGUCCUCCCGCUCGCAGAAGAAGAAACUCAAAGAAUUGGGGUUGGAAGGACACAGGUUACUCCACGGAUGGAAGUAACCCGCGCUACGAGUCGGAGAGCCGAGAUGAUCGUGAUUUUGAUCGCAGGGAGGACUUGUCGAACGGAGGAGCAAGUGCGGAAGAGAAUUCUAAAGCAACUUCUAAUCUGGAAAGACCGGAUAUUCUGGAUGGACUCUUGAGAGAGUCCGAUCAACAGCUGGCAAACCUGAAGAGCGAUCUUGGCGAGAGGGAACGCUCACGCAGUCACUGGCGAGGAUUCGUGCAAUCUAUGAGACUACACGACGUGGAGCUUCAUUCUGAUAGCGAAGACCAGCGGAAAGACCUGAACCUGUGGAAUAAGAGUAUCAGUCAGCGCUGGCGGAAGCUGCGGCGAAGAUGCUCCGUGCAGGAGUCGUCGGAACCGCAGGAGGCGCUGAUACAGGGUGGCGGGACUCACGGUGUCAUACACGCGGUGAGAUCAACGCCGGCAAGCAGAGAAGCCUCGCCGGCCGCGAAGAGUCUUCAAGGCGAUGGUAACUCGCCGAAGAAACUGCUGCAAACUAGUUCUCUGAGGUUGCCAGGCACGACGAAGGGCAUCGCCGAUAUCCAGCACGUGCUUCGUAGUAAGUUCAGCAAGAUAAACGCUGGCAUCAGGAAGCGAAAAGCACUAAGCGUGACAGAAGUGUUCCCCCCGCAAAAAGACAAUGCCUCGAAUUUCUACGUGCCGAGUCCACUCACCUCGUCUUCCAGCCAGCCUUUCGAGGACGGUCGUUACGAUUCGAGUGAGCCCACGUCUCUGCCACCGUACCCCUAUCACGAUAACUUGGAGACCCUGGCGGAGAGCAGCAUUCCGAACUCACCCCAUUGCAACGGCAAUAGCUUCGCUUACUCCCAGGACGGCUACGAGCAGAAAGACCUCUACGAGAAUGUGAUGUUCCCGAGGUCCUCGCCGUCUUCCUGUUCAAGAACUCGGCCUCCUCUCCAACGCAGCAAUUCGGAAAAUCGCGAGGCCAGUGUGCACGAUCACUGUUACGAGAACGUGCGCUUUCAACGAGCCGGUGCUCAACGAGACGAUCUAGCUUCGGGAAGCCCGUACGCGGGUAGACACUUGGCCAGGAGCAACUCCGAGACCAGGGACCACUCGUACGAGAACGUACAAUUCCUGAAUGCGAAGAUUAGGAACCAGUCGGAGCCGUCGUUCGAGGAGAUACACAUACCCAGAGUGACGCCCAGAAAGAGAUCCAUCGACUUUAAGGUCGGCGGACAGGUGAAUAAUUAUUCAGGCGAAGCCACGUUGAGCUCCGGUAGUGGUAACAAGGAAGAUGCGCCGGUCAGUCUGGGUACGGAGAGAAGUUCUAGCAAGAGAAACCCGAGGAGGCUUAAUAGCAGAAGCGUAGCGAAUAUUCCUAGCUCUUCAGGCGCAAACUUGAAGACUUGGCAAGGUACUCAAGACGCCGACGAAGGUUUGAACACGGACUCAGAGCUCGAGGACAUUGAUGAGGCAGCCGAGGGAGAAGAAUCGCGUUUUUGUACCUUGCCAAGACCUACUAAGAGUGGCGCAUCCUUUACGAUACUGACAGCCAGAUUUCUCAAGGGUCCUGGGCACAAGGGACUCGGCUUCAGUAUCGUCGGCGGUACCGACAGUCCUCGCGGAAAUAUGGGGAUCUAUGUGAAAACCGUAUUUCCUAAUGGCCAAGCUGCUGACUUAGGCACUGUUAAAGAAGGGGACGAAAUUUUGUCAAUAAAUUCGAAACCUCUUCACGGUAUGACUCACGCCGAAGCGAUCGCUGAAUUUAAAUCCGUGAAGGCCGGGGAUGUUGUCCUACAUGUGGGACGUCGAAUAAACAAGAAGAAGAAAGAAACUUUAACCCUGGCACCGGUUAAUACCUCCGUCCCGAGGCAACCAGUCACGUGAAUUUGUGUAAAAAAACGUCGCAAUGAUUCCGUUGCUGAAGUUUUACGAAUCUUUCACCCUUUGAAGAACAUUUAUAAUGUAGCAAUAUCGAUCAUUAUUGCUGGCAAUAAUACGCGAAAAGUUGUGACAAACUGUGGCGUGAUUUACCUUCUUAAGCUUUGUGAAACAAAAUUGCAUCAAACUUGUAUCUUAGAUUUUAAUGUUGUAUCUCGCUUUCGUUUUAUUUCGCUAAAAGCGAGGUAAAGUUGUGUAAGCGCAAAAUUUCGUACAUGGACGAUUUAUGUGGAUUAUAGAGUCGAUAAAUUCUUUUAACAAGUAUUUGAAGUAAGUACUAUAUGUUUUUAAAUGCUUUCUUAUAGCAUUUUUUUACAUUUUUCUUUUUUUUUUGCUAUUUCAGAUACGAAAAUUGAACAGAAAAUUGCAACCAAAUCCGACUACUUUUCUAUAUAAUUCAAUUAUAUAUUUAUUGGAAGAAAUGCAGCUAAAAAAAAAAAUGCAAAGUAAUGUUUGUCUCAUGAAUAAGAAUGAUAUUUAAAGGCGAAAUGAUAAAUUUAUUUGCACGUAUUUUCAACUACAAUAAAUUUUGACAAAUUUAUAAAAAUUUUUCACCCACGUUUAUACAUAUCUGAAAUUAAAAACUUAGAUGAGGAAAACGGAAUGCUCUUACAAUUGCGAGAUUUUCGUUUUACCUUUUCGAUAUAUGUAUAAGGAUGAUAAAAAAAAAAAGAUUAGAUGCUCUUUAUUAAUAUAUCUACAUGUGAAAAGGGCGAGUUGGGAAAAACAAAGUCUCACUUUCACUUGACAAACAUAAUCAAAUGGUGAGGCAAAUGCUGUCGAAUCAAAACGCGUUUUAAUUGUACGAUCAAUCUACUCGGUAUAUUAAGCAUUAAUAUUUAUCGAUAAACUCAUAAUCAUUGUCUAACGUUAUCUAUUAGGAACAUCGAUAUAAUGAAGGAUCAUUGAAGCUUUCGAUUAAAUCGCAUCUUCUCAUGUUUACUUAUACAUAAAGAUGGAAAAUAGAUGAAUUAAAUGUACCGAGACAAAUUCGGCUGCUAACGAAACACAAUACAACGCAACGAAGUCCUCCAAUUAGCAAUUAACAGACGAUUUAUUUUUGUAAAGCGAACAAAAACGUUUCGCGAUUUUUGUACAGUUAAUGACGAACGAAGCGAUGUUUAUUAAUGUGUGUAUGCCGAAUCAACGAAGUGAACGGAAUCGAACGUGUGUCAAUUGCACGAUGGAGAUUAUCUCUAAUGAGUCAAGUAAUACAUCUAAUGAAAUCGUAAAAAUCUGACUUCCAAGGGAAAUGCAGGACUAAUUAAAAGUGACAAAAGAACAAUUAAAUUUUUGCUGAAUGUUUUAUCAAAUAACCAAGAACAACAGUAAUAAAGUAACUUUUUUUUAUAUCCAAUUGUUAUAUCAGUUUUUUGUUAUUACAAUAACAAAAAAAUAAUUUUAUAAUACUAAUAAUAAUUUUACAAUAAUUCAGUAUGCUUAAUGAAAUCUUGCCUUUUGUCAUUUUUAUCUAUUCUGAAAUUUUCUUUACGCAGGCCCGUGCAAUUAGGCAUACGACAGGAAACCCAAAGCCCGAACUUUAUUGCAGAGUUAGAGAAGGAAUUAUUUUUUAACUGUAGACUAACGAAGAUCGUCCAAAGAUGAAGCCCAAAAAAUAUUUUUACUACAAAGGCGAAAACAUUGCAUAGAGAAAGCGCAUAUCUAUAUAUUAUACAUAUAGUAUAUAUAUAUUUUGAUCGAGCAAGAGACGAGUUUACUUUAAAAGGGAAGUAACAUUAUUAGUAUCUAGUCGAUUUGUAAUAUUUUCGUUUUUGAGAGCCCAUUCUAUAGUCACAAUGAGAGAAAAACGAGAGAAGAAAUUUUUUAUACAUACAUAUAGCUAUAUACAUGGUGAUAAACACACAUGAUUAUAUAUUUCUUAUAUCGAUUUUUCAAGGUGUAAUAAAUUGUAUAAUCGAUCGGUAGAUUAAUGAUUAGAAUUUAGGACCGCCGCGCUAAUUCGACAAAGGUAAUGUACGCUCCGCACAAUAAAACAUUUUUAAAUUAAA
Molecule: messenger RNA, 6138 nt
Organism: Solenopsis invicta (red fire ant)
Lineage: Eukaryota; Metazoa; Arthropoda; Insecta; Hymenoptera; Formicidae
Exons: 7
Coding region: 1205-4075 (956 amino acids)
Molecular function (GO): protein binding
Source: RefSeq, a predicted model, not a curated record